This is a messenger RNA of Myodes glareolus (Bank vole), 7003 nucleotides long. RefSeq names its product G protein-coupled receptor 52 (gene Gpr52). Gene Ontology annotation, cellular component: membrane. Gene Ontology annotation, molecular function: G protein-coupled receptor activity. The record is from RefSeq and is a predicted model, not a curated record. Gene Ontology annotation, biological process: G protein-coupled receptor signaling pathway. Lineage: Eukaryota; Metazoa; Chordata; Mammalia; Rodentia; Cricetidae.
UCGCAGUCCUUCGUCAUUUUCUUCCUCCUUUUGCUCCUCGUUUGGAUCUUGGGGGGCUCAGUUCGGUGCUCUGGGAUUAAAGCUUACACCUUUGCUUACCAUUUUCCUAAUUUUAGGAAUACUAUACUUCAAAACUAUUUUGAAAUGUGUUUUUUGAAAAAAGAUUUAAAUUUUGUUAACUUGAGUAUUAAUAAUAUUAAGUAAGAGCACUUAUUUUUUUAAAAAACACCUUUUAAAUUUACUAGUUUAAUUUUAUGCAUAUGUGCUUUACUGUAUGUAGUUUGCACUUGUGUAUUCAGGAGUCUGUCCAGAUCAAAAGAUGCCAUCAAAUCUCCCAGAACUGGAGUUUGAGUUUGUGGUGGUCGCAAACUGCCGCGUGGGUGCUGGGAGCCAAAACCAGGUCUUCUACAAGAGCCAAAAGCUCUCUUAAUUGCUGAGGUAUCUCUCCAGUCCCUAGCACUUGGCCUUUUAAAAUUGUUUUGUAGUAAAGCUUAAUAUUUUACUUUUCUUAGUGUGGAAUGGAUAACAUGUCUUCAUCCAUAAAUAUAUAUCAAGUAUAAUUUUAUUUUGAAUAUUUAUUGUUAUAAUUAAGUAUAUUCUCAUCUUUCCAAGCAUGGUGGCACAUGCUUUAAAUUCCAUCAGGGAGGCAGAUGCAGCUGGCUCUCUGGGUUAGAGGCCAGCCUGGUCUACAGUAAGAAUUCCAGGAUAGCCAGGGUUACACAGGGAAAAUUUGUCUCAUUCUUGUGCUACCUUAUUUAAAUGGUUUUAGGUAUCUGUGUAAAUCCAGUAUUUAUCUGUAAAAACAAUACAUUGUAACUUGCAAUAUACUUAAAUAUUAACUUUAUAAAACUUAGUGUAUUUAUUCUAAGAUUUACUUUUCUUAUUUGUUUCAUAAAUAUUUCUGUUGAGAGGUGUACUUAUCUUUCUGUAUUUGGCUUCACCCAUGAAGAUUUUAAAAAUAACACGGUCUUAAAAAAAAAAUGAAACCAAAAACUAAAAACAGUUUAACAUGGGGGACAGAAUAGGCCUUCUAUACUUUUUAAGCCAUUUUUAUGAAACAUGAAGAGAUUUUCUAAAUGACAGACAUUAGAAGAAGAGAAUGGGAUUUAGUGGUUUGGUGUUAGGAAUGAGUUUUGACAAUUUUUAGUCCCACUUUCUUACUUCUGUAGUUGUAGUCAAACCAUCUUUUCCUUCUGUAGUCACCACUUUGUUUAUUUGGGAAGUAGUUACUAUACUUAUUACAUAGAGAUCUGAGCUUUAAAAAUAUUUUAUUAUAUAUAUUUAUUUAUUGAAAGAGGGAGAAUGAGGGAGAGAAAGAAAGAAGGGAUCGAGGCAAAACGGGAAGAAAUUUAGUAGUAUCAAAGAGUCCCACAAUUGCCCAGGAUGGAGUAUAGCAAAAGUGUAUUUAUUUGAAGAUAAACUCACAGUAAAAGUAGCCAUCUGCAGUUUUCUGUAUGACUGGGAUCUGGAACCAAAUUGAGCAUGAGACCACGCCCAAAGUGGGCCAGUAUCUUAAAAGAUACUGGCUGAAGGAGUUCCCACAACAAAGGAGAGAGAGGGGAGGAGAUCAAGUUAUAGAGUGUACGUGGGCGUACUUGUGCUCAUGUAAGUAUCAGAGGAAAACUUGUGGAUUUCUCUUCUGUCCUUCCUCAGUGUCAUGGGUGUUGAUUAAACUUGGGUUGUCAGGGUUGUUGGUGACAGGUGUCUUUUAUCUGCUGAGCCAUUUCAGGUCUGAGAUUUAAGAAUUUUAUGAAGAAAAAAGUAUAAAAGCACAUAACACAUCUUCUGUCAUAUAGGACAUGUUUUCAAUAUGUAUUACUUUCCAUUGCAUCUUUAUUUUCCUAAUUUUAAUUUGCUUUAAUCCUAUGACAGUUGUAAAUUUUGUUCUGGUAUGUUUUUUUUUGAUGUAAUAAAGCAUGAGAAAUAAGUUUAAAAUAAAUGAAUGACUGCAUGUAGUAAGUUAACCUAGAUAUAAAUGUUCUAAUAUACACUAAAUACUUGAGCAUUUUUUGCUUCUGCUAACUUAUAUAUAUAAUAUAUAUAAUUCAAGCGCUGUAGGAUAUGAAUUUCUUUACCUCUUGAAAUAUUUGAUAUACACAGAUAACCAUGAACUAAGUGCUUCUAUUUAUGAUGUCCCUUGUCCUCUUAGAUCAUAUUGACCCCGGUAUUUCUCCAGACAGGUUUCACUGUCACAGUUCUUUCCUGGUGUUUUGUUGUGCAAAUCAGUGCCAAAUUUAGCAUAUUCAUGUGUGGGGGGCAUGUAUUGGAGAGAUGAGUAAAUGACUUUUAAUUUUUAUUUAAAAUACAAUCAUUUACCUUAUAGUAAAAGAAGUAGUUGUAUUAAUUUAGUUCAUGAGGACUUAAAUGAUUUUUAAUAAUUCAUAAGUUUUUUCUUCAGUCAAAGAGUAUGAGAUUACUGCUGACUUUUUAGUUUUAUAGUACCUUGUGGUACUUUCUCUACAAGGUUUAAAAGUAUAUGCCAGUUUUGUUUCCCUAGCACUAUACAUAAGAAAUAAUUUCUGCAAAUGCUGUAAAAAGAAUGCCUUCAGAAACCAUUAAAUGCUGUUUACAUCUUAAAAGGAUUGGUCAGUUUCAUUGUCUUCUUUGUCAAUCUUGAUCGGAGCUCACAGACUAAGGCUAUAAGCCUGCAUGUGCCUGGCAACUGUUACCUAGUGACAGUUUCAGCUGCAGUAGCCAUUGGCUGUGCUGAUUGGGGCAGGAGGACCGAGUCACCUUUCUGAUGGUGAGUUGUUCUGCAUCAGCUCUGGAUGAGGAGGAGCAGACUCUGGCUCAGGUGGAAGCAGCGAGACUGAGAAACUGUAAAGACUCUCCCGGCAGCAUCUUGAUAACUGCAUCACAGUAAAUCGGACUUCUGAAUCAAGCAGCCCCGCUUCACAGCUGAUAUGAGUGAAUUCGCAUGAGAAGCAUUACCUUAUUCCUGUAACAAGAGAACUAUUUUGUGAUAAGUGAAACUCAGCAUGUCCAAGGAGGAGUAUUCUGUGGCUGACAUAAAAGAAGGACUUCCCUGAAUGAUGUGUUGCUGCAUGAGAAAACAACUUUGAGAAGAAUGCUUUCUAUUAAGCUGCUACAUUGUUCUUGAAGGAAAUGUUUUCAUUUCUAAUGCAUGCUAUUUCUUGAAAAGCUAUACCAACAAAGAGUGACAAGAGACUCCCUGAAUUGCUUGUACUUGGGGGAAAGACUUUGGCAAAUGUUAACCCGGUGCCAGAAUGACCUUGGAAGCCUUUUGGAUGGAUUCUGCCCUUCCAGAAACACAGUAUGUCAAAGCCCAGGAUUUAAACCCAUCUUGAUGUGUUGAGAUAUUUUAAAACAAAGACUAUUUCCCAGCCUACCUGAUGGCCCUGCUUUAAUUGAGUUUUUGCUUUAAAUAGAAUUCAGAGACGGAAGAGGCAUUUUGUUAACAUAUGGCUGCUAAUAACUGCAAAUAUAAUAAAACAAGCUCAUCCUCCUCCUUUAUCCCCCAAAGCUGAGAUGUGCCACUGGUGAAUUAAGGCUGAUGAAGAGACCUGAGCACACUGUGAGAUGCUCAGCUGUAAUACAGGCAUUGGCACUUUCUACUAAAGCAGGUUCUCAGACACUGAUUUGCAGAGUGUAACAGAUGCUGGCACGGGCACCUGCUUGCUGCAGCCAAAGCUACAAAUUUUCCUAAUUCUAAGCCAUGAAUGAAUCCAGGUGGACUGAAUGGAGGAUCCUGAACAUGAGCAGUAGCAUUGUGAAUGCAUCUGAGCAUCAUUCCUGCCCACUUGGAUUUGGUCACUACAGUGUGGAGGAUGUUUGCAUCUUUGAGACAGUUGUUAUUGUCUUGCUGACAUUUCUAAUCAUCGCUGGGAAUUUAACAGUUAUCUUUGUCUUUCAUUGUGCUCCACUGUUACAUCAUUAUACUACAAGCUAUUUCAUACAGACAAUGGCAUAUGCUGACCUCUUCGUUGGAGUUACCUGCUUGGUUCCUACUCUGUCCCUUCUACAUUACUCUACAGGUGUCCACGAGUCACUGACUUGCCAGGUGUUUGGAUAUAUUAUCUCAGUUCUAAAAAGUGUUUCCAUGGCCUGUCUUGCUUGCAUCAGUGUGGAUCGCUAUCUUGCAAUAACCAAGCCUCUUUCCUACAAUCAACUGGUCACCCCUUGUCGCCUGAGAAUUUGCAUUAUUAUGAUUUGGAUUUACUCCUGCCUAAUUUUUUUGCCUUCUUUUUUUGGCUGGGGCAAACCUGGUUACCACGGUGACAUUUUUGAAUGGUGUGCCACAUCUUGGCUCACCAGUGCCUAUUUUACGUGCUUUAUUGUUUGUUUACUUUAUGCUCCUGCUGCCUUGGUUGUCUGCUUCACUUACUUUCACAUUUUCAAAAUUUGCCGGCAGCACACCAAAGAGAUAAAUGACCGGAGGGCCCGAUUCCCUAGCCACGAGGUAGAUGCCUCUAGAGAGGCAGGGCACAGCCCCGAUCGUCGCUAUGCCAUGGUUUUAUUUAGGAUAACCAGCGUAUUUUACAUGCUAUGGCUUCCGUAUAUUAUUUACUUUCUUCUAGAAAGUUCUCGUGUCUUGGACAAUCCAACACUGUCCUUCUUAACCACUUGGCUUGCUAUAAGCAAUAGUUUUUGUAACUGUGUAAUAUACAGCCUCUCCAACAGUGUUUUCCGCCUUGGCCUCCGAAGACUUUCUGAAACAAUGUGCACAUCUUGUGUGUGUGUGAAGGAUCAGGAAGCACAGGAUCCCAAGCCCAGGAGACGGGCAAAUUCCUGUUCCAUUUGAAGAGAACUGCACAGUAAAUCAAAUGUAAUGUGACAGUGGUUUUGGAUUGUAUUCUUGAUUUAUUUGGAAAUUUGCCCUAGAGAAAUGUUUAUAUGAACAUAAACACUAUAUAGUUAUAGUUAUAGUUGACUAUGAAGUGAGGAAUGAUAUUAAAGGUCUCUUAUUUCCUUUUGUGUAAGAAAAAAAGCAAAAGGAAAGGAUGUAUGGAGAAUAAUCUCAUAAGAGAAUUACAGCUUGUAAAUAUGUGUUCAGUGUUUGAUCCUCAUCACUGAGGAUCAAAGAAGUACUUCAAAUCUACAAAAUAUGAGUGCUGCUUAUCAUCUCUUUUUGUACAUUCUUUCUGCCUAUGUCUCUGUCUUUUCUUUAGUCUUACUCUGUGUUUUUACUCUUUGUACUUGUAGGAGUUCAUUAUUUACUAACCUGUCCUUUAUGAAAAGUGCAACUACUACUACAUACAUGAGGCCAAGUAUAAUCUUUCCAUCAUAGCACUGAGGCAUGCAGUCUUUAUCAGUUGUGUUGUGUUUAGGGAGGGUAUACAGUAAGUGUUACAUUUUAUUAUUUUUCAUACCACAUGCGUUUAUGUUCUUGUCAUCAUCUUCACAGCACAAAUUCUUCAAUACAAACAGAAAGGAACAAUUUUUUUUUCUUCUGUGAAAGGACUUUUGGUUUCUGUUUCCCUUUCCCCAACACCUGCUAUUGCCUUUUCAGUUUUUCUCCAUCUGAUUCCUGUGGAGCAAACUCUAUAAGUGUCUUAGCUGAUGAAAGAAUCCUCUAUAUAAGGGAGUCAAGGUGUUAAAUAAGGUAUUCUUUCUAACAAAGAAAUCUAGUAGUUAAGAGAGUGUGUUUAAUACUUUGAUGGAUUUUGGAAACAUUUUUAUCUGCUUUCUUUGAAAAUUGUUCAUGUGCCUAAAGUAAAGUCCUUUUUGCUAUAGUAAGGUUUUUAUCUUUUCUCUAUAAAGCCCAGAAUAUUCCUAAUGCAGAUGCAGAAUACUCGCCUGUGAUGAAUAUCACUUUGUGCUACUCAUAAAGUCCUUUAGAAAAAGUCAAACACUGAGAUUGUGUGUUAGGUUUGCAACAACUUAUUUCAUGUCCACUACUCAUUUUUAUGGUAUAUAGUUGCAUAGUCCAUAUUUUUAAAAAAAUAUAAAUUAUAUUAUGUGGCUUGUGCCUAAUGUUUUCAUAUCGAAGUUGUUUAAGUUGUCAACAUUGGAACCAUAUGUAUGGACUUUUUUUUUUGAAUGGAAAAUACUUUUGUGUAGUUGUUUAGAGUAGAGGAAGCUGCCUUCUUAGUGCUGCUGGUGAUGCAGUAUACUUAUGAAAAGCAGUUUAGAGAUGUUAAUAUUUUGUUUUAUAAUGGUCUGUUUUCAAACGUGGAGAUUAACUAAUUUUGUAAUGGGCUACCUGAUAGUAAAUAAUAAAUGGUUGGGAGUUUAGGUUCUGCCAUAAUAAAGCAGAUGUGAACAGAGCAGCUUAUAUUUUUAUCCUAAGUUCUUGUUAGAAAAGUUUUGAAAAUUUCUAUUACACUGCUGAGAAUUUUUCUUCUUAGCACUUAAGACUUUUUUUUAAAAUUUGUUUUAUGAAAAACAUUUAAUGAAGCGUGCCUAUGACUCUAACAUAGAAGCCAACCAUGUCUGCACACUGGUGUUUUGACUUUAAAAGUCUGUUAAAGAAAUGUUGUCACUUUAUUAAGGUUGUUCUUAACCCCUGUAAAUUUUUAAAUAUGUAAGAAGUGUUUAAAAUAAAAAAUAAAAUAGUAUUCUAUAUAUUAAAACCAGACUUUGUAUCAGUGUACUAAAAUACCAGGAACAAGUGUUGCUUGUUGGGGGAUUAGAAUCAGUUUGUCCUGUACUUCCACUUCUGGGAUUGUGUGUGGAUUUUUGUUUCCUGUUUACCAGUAGUAUCUUAGAUGAAUUGAACUGUACCUUUUUAAAUAGUAUUUUCUAACUCUUCAAGUAUGAUAAAUAAAUUCUCCAAAAUUAUGCAUAUUUUACAGAAAUCCAUUUUUUAUUUGUUUAAUUUAGGAUAGUUUAGAGGGGUUGGAAAGAUGGCUCAGUGGUUGAGAGCACUUGCCAUUCUUACAGAGACUUGACUUCCAUUCCCAGCACCCAAUGGGGCAGCGUACAACAACUCUGGUGGAUCCAGUACCCUCUUUAGUUCUCCGCAGGCACCCACACUCAUCUGUACACACCCCUUCAGACAUCCAUGCAUACGUAAUAAGAAACCAAUGUUUAUAGAAAUUUA